UGACAAGCCGUCAGCUAAGGAUGUACGGCCUCGUUGUCCUGUUGUGUGCAGUCCUCUACACCAGCGUUACAAGACUCCACAACAUAUAUGUACACAGUGAAAGUAUUUCAAGAGGGAAAGAUGCAAAACAGAGCAGUACCCAUUCCACCUAUCUCGCCAGCAAGGCUCUAGAUAAAGCACAUGCAUACUAUGGAUCAUUAACAAAUCGAGACAACCCGUCCUGGUGGGAGGUGGACCUCAGAGGCUACUUCAACAUCAGCAACAUCACCGUCAUUGCAGCCUCCUACAGGGAUUCGUGUAUUCACAUGAAAAAUGCCUACGUGGAGGUGAUGGACAAGGAUGUCAGCCUCUGCUCUGACGUCCAGGUGGUGUGGUGUGGAGCAGUGUCCAGCACUGUUGCUGCCGGGGAAGACUUCACCUUCACCUGCAAUGCCACCUUCCCUGUCCGCUUUGUCCGUGUCACAAGGCGAUCCACAAAUCGCAUAUACCUCUGGAUCGGACAUGUUGACGUGCAAGGGGAAGGGACUACGAAGCCAUAUCGCUCAUACUACAAACCGUCGAAGAACAAGAAGGUGUCAGAGCCGUUCCUGACCACGUCGGCCAUGACAGCCGGCCACUGCGGCAUCGUUUGUCACCAGCAUCAUUCAUGCAUCGACUUCAGCUACAGUGCAACAGCACCGACUAAAGAGAACUGUCUGCUCACCGACAAAUCCUUGGCUUCACGUCAACGACAACUCUUGGACAGCCCACAGCAU
Messenger RNA from Haliotis rubra (blacklip abalone), 755 nucleotides. RefSeq lists its product as uncharacterized. Lineage: Eukaryota; Metazoa; Mollusca; Gastropoda; Lepetellida; Haliotidae. The transcript has 4 exons. The record is from RefSeq and is a predicted model, not a curated record. The annotation marks the transcript as partial.